Leucoraja erinaceus (little skate) is the source of this 3416-nucleotide messenger RNA. Its product is annotated as potassium voltage-gated channel subfamily KQT member 4-like. Gene Ontology annotation, biological process: potassium ion transport; transmembrane transport. The record is from RefSeq and is a predicted model, not a curated record. The transcript is spliced from 13 exons. Gene Ontology annotation, cellular component: membrane. Gene Ontology annotation, molecular function: voltage-gated potassium channel activity. Lineage: Eukaryota; Metazoa; Chordata; Chondrichthyes; Rajiformes; Rajidae. The coding region runs from base 184 to 2166 and encodes 660 amino acids.
CCCUGCACUCUCUACAAACUCGGCGGCAUGUCCCGUUAAACUCUCUCCCCGACCCCAGCACUCCACGGCACACUCCGCAGCCCCCUCCCUACCCCCCUCCCCUCUCUCUUCCCCAUCCCUCUCACACAGGCUCCGUCCGGCGCUGUGUGUCCCGCCGCUUCCCCUCUCCCCGGGCUGGGAGACAUGCCCCGGAACCACGCGGAUAACGGCGGCAUGCCGGACGAGAAACGGGUGGAGUUCGUGGGACUGACAGCGGUGGAGAGCAGUCUCCCCCAGAGCCGGGAAGGGUCGCUGGGCAGCCCCGCCGAGCGCCUCCACGGUAGCCGGCUCCGGUUAGCGGGGACACCCGGGGACGGCGAGAGGCUGGGACUGGCAGCGGCGCCCGGGGAUGGGGCACACAGUGCCCGCUUCGGGCUGCUCGGCAGACCACUGCCCCUCAAACACGGCAACAAGCGGAAUGCCCGCUACAGGAAGCUGCAGAAUUGUCUGUACAAUGUGUUGGAGAGACCCCGCGGAUGGGCGUUCAUUUAUCACGCCUUUAUAUUCCUCCUGGUCUUCAGCUGCCUUGUCCUCUCGGUGUUUUCUACCAUCCCCAUACAUCAAGCCGUGGCCAAUGCCGGCCUCUUUAUUCUGGAGUUCGUCAUGAUCAUCGUGUUUGGGCUGGAGUACGUGGUGCGGAUCUGGGCGGCCGGUUGCUGCUGCCGCUACCGCGGGCUGCAGGGGAGGCUCCGAUUCGCCCGGAAACCCUUCUGCGUGAUCGACUUCAUCGUCUUCGUGGCCUCUGUCGCAGUGAUUGCCGCUGGCACCAAGGGCAACAUUUUUGCCACGUCGGCGCUGCGCAGCAUGCGUUUCCUGCAGAUCCUGCGGAUGGUGCGGAUGGACCGCAGGGGUGGCACCUGGAAGCUGCUGGGAUCUGUGGUGUACGCUCACAGUAAGGAGCUGAUCACAGCCUGGUACAUCGGUUUUUUGAUCCUCAUUUUCUCCUCGUUCCUUGUCUACCUGGCUGAGAAGGAGGAAAAUUCGGAAUUUUUAACAUACGCAGACUCCCUCUGGUGGGGUACAGUAACACUGACGACCAUCGGUUACGGUGACAAAACGCCGCAGACGUGGCUUGGCCGAAUGUUGGCAGCAGGAUUCGCGCUGUUAGGGGUCUCGUUCUUUGCUCUCCCAGCUGGAAUUCUGGGCUCAGGGUUUGCUCUGAAAGUUCAAGAACAACAUCGACAAAAGCACUUUGAGAAAAGGAGAACUCCCGCUGCCAACCUCAUUCAGGCUGCCUGGCGCCUCUACUCCACAGACGUGUGUCGGCCAUACCUGACCGCCACCUGGUAUUACUAUGACAGUAUUCUACCUUCGUUCAGGCAUAGGCUGGGCUUCAGAGACAGGAUGAAGAUGAACAGCCCGGCCCUUCAGAGUAUGCGGAACAAGCAGGCGUCGACACCGAGCAUCCAGCGCAGCCCCAGCACGGAGAAUGCGGCGCAGGCCAGUCCCACCAAGGUGCAGAAGAGCUGGAGUUUCAACGACAGGACACGCUUCCGGGCCUCGCUCCGCCUCAAACCCAGAGCCACCGUGGAAACGGAGAAUGUGGGAGAUGACAGCUACGACGAGAAGGCCUUUCACUGCGACAUCAGCAUGGAGGAUGCCAAGCCCAUUGUGAAGACCCUUAUCCGGGCCAUCAGGAUUUUGAAAUUUCUCGUAGCGAAGAGGAAAUUUAAAGAAACCUUGCGGCCGUACGAUGUCAAAGACGUGAUUGAGCAAUACUCUGCGGGGCAUCUCGACAUGCUGGGCAGGAUCAAGAGCCUUCAGACCAGAGUUGACCAAAUCGUGGGGAAAGGUCAGAUGACGCAGGAUAAGAAGAUGCGUGAGAAAGGAGAGAAGGUGUCAACGGAACUGGAGCCCUUCGAUGAGUUCAGCAUGAUGGGCCACGUGAUCAAGGUGGAGAAGCAAGUGCAGUCCAUAGAACAAAAGCUGGACAUGCUGUUGCUGAUCUACAGCCAAAGCUUAAGCAAGGGUUCAACCACAGCAUUGACUCUGGCUGCGAUGAACAUUCCUCUAAUUGACCAGGACCUGACCUCUGACUAUCAUAGCCCAGUGGACACGACAGAUAUCUCCAUGUCCACCCAGACAUUGAACAUAUCUACCAAUACAAAUACUGAGGAAAGUCAGUAGAAGGUCCAGGUGACCUACCUUCCUCUGUACUCUGCUGACAUUAAUUACAUGGACUCGCACUUAGGAAGACACUUCAAAUGAUUAUUAUUCAUUUUAAUUUAAUUAUUUUCUGUAUCAGUCAUCCACGAUUGAAGAGCAUCCCAGUACUUUCAAGAAUGCCUAACCUUCAAGGAAGACACCAAGUGCUGGAGUAACUCAGCAUCUCUGGAGAGAAGGAAUGGGCGACGUUUCGGGUCGAGACCCUUCUUCAGACUGAUGUCAGGGAAGGGGGCGGGACAAAUAUAGAAUGUAGUCGGAGACAGUAAGACUAGUGAGGCAACUGGGGGAAGGGGAUGGAGAGAGAAAGCAAAGUCUAUCUGAAGUUAGAGUUAUGAAGUUCAUACCGCUGGGGAACCUUCAAGUAAUAUCUUCUGAGACCUUGAGGACUAUCACUAAUAUAAAUUUCAAAACAGGCUGGGAUACAGGAAGGAAACAAAAUUCAUCAGCAUAGCCCAUGAACAUCUACAACAAGACUUGUGAAAGGGACCUGACAUCCACAGUGCACUGCAGAAGGUGCUCAAUGGUGAAAGACACCACUCUGGCAGAAAUAAUGGAUAGGAAUCCCAGAAGUAGGGGAUGUCCUAUUUACUACUAUGAACAUUCCAGUAACAUUGUUUAUUAUGUUCCUUGUGUGUGUGAGAUCCCUAGGUUAUUGCUUGCCUUUCUGCACCAGGGGACUUAUGUGAAAGGCCAGAUGUACGUAAGAUCAGUUGAAUUGGGAUUGCAGAGGAUUGAGACAGGGGUGUCAAACUGACCAUCUAUCAGUGGUCACCCACAUCACAUUGACUUCACUAGACAGCAUUCGAGGAAAUGUGUAUUUCAACAAAAUGGGAUUUUGAGGAAAGGGCGGGGAUUUUUUUUUUAAAUCAGAGAACCUUCAGGUACAAUCAAAUCCUGAGUGAAACGGGCCUUACCUGGGCAUCGAGGUAACUUCAUAUAUAAUGGCUGGGAUUUUCCACCACUGUUGCUUUCACUUGUCCUAUUAAAGAUGAGGUGCACUGGCAAAUGCAAAAACACAAAUCCCGAAUCAAUCCUCCCACCCACCACCCAGCAGUCCCGUAUUUCUCAGUGAAUUCCAGGAGUCUUAGAAGGUGCGCAAAAUGUCACGUGCGUUUUUUGCAGGGAUUUUGCAGUGGAUUUUUUCAUAUUAAAUGAAAAAAUUAGUAUACUCCAAUAAGGAUCCCAGUGACUAUGUUCAAAAAUCCCAUAUC